AUGAGUGAGACUUUUUUAACUUUGCGAGCGACCACCGCAGACGGGAUAAAAGUGCGUGGAUGGGGCCGAGGGGAACAGAGGCGACGCUCCGAAACGGGUUUCGUCUGUGGGGCGGUGUGGUCAUCUCUCGGAAUCCAGGCGGCGCUCAUCUCCUCCGUUCGGCCAGCUAUGGUGCAGCGCGCGGUCGUUGUCGUUGUGGUUAUAUUCUCUGCCUAUGUCGUCGCUCAACCGGGGCAGACUUUUCAAUCGACGGUAUUUGACAUUCCGGCCGAACUUCCAUCGGAAGACUAUGCAGUACUUUCUCAACUCGAUGAUGCUCCCACACAAAAGGUUCAGGAUCCCUUGAAGCCGAAGAAGAUCAACAAGGCCGCGUUGAAUCUGCCGCAAGUGCAACCGACGCUGCCAACUGUUCCUCAACCACCUCCGGUCCAGCCCCUUCAGCCACCACCUCAGCCGGCUACUCCGGCUCCAUUUACUCUUCCAACACAUCCGGCAUUCCCUACAUUCACUUUUCCAACCCAUCCUCCAUUUACACUACCUACUCAUCCCACCAUUGCACCAUUCACUCUACCGGGUGCUCCCACUCCACCGCCACCACCAUUCGUCCUGCCGACACAUCCUACUAUGGCCCCAUUCACGUUCCCUACUCAUCCCACUUUUGCGCCAUUCACUUUUCCAACACAUCCAACGUUUGCGCCAUACACGGCAGCUCCUCCACCGUUUGGCCCUCAAUCUUCUCAAGAGCCCUUGCAGCCUCAAACAGGACAAGCUCCUCAGCCAAAUCAAGGUUUUCAACAGAUUGGAACCCAAGCCCAGGUUCCACAGACUCCCACGGUGCAGCCACAAUUCAGCGGUCUACCUCAACAACCCAAUCAACCACAGCCACCACCACAACAACAGCAGUUGCAGCUCCAACAGUCGAUCGAUGCCCGACCUCAACAAUUCACAAAGCCUGUAUCAACAAAUCAACAACAGGGAGUACCUCAGCGCCGAUUUGAGCAGACAAUGCAUCCACCAAGUCCCGUGGAUAAUCAUGCAGUUUCAUCUUCGCUCACAUAUAGACCGGCAAAAUCCUUAGGACAAAUCUGA
This is a messenger RNA of Cooperia oncophora, 1089 nucleotides long. The record is from the annotation of a GenBank genome assembly. NCBI's taxonomy places the organism in Eukaryota, Metazoa, Nematoda, Chromadorea, Rhabditida, Trichostrongylidae.